Molecule: messenger RNA, 723 nt
Organism: Pseudovirgaria hyperparasitica
Lineage: Eukaryota; Fungi; Ascomycota; Dothideomycetes; Acrospermales; Acrospermaceae
Exons: 3
Coding region: 1-723 (240 amino acids)
Source: RefSeq, a predicted model, not a curated record
AUGGCUAAAUUUGUCUCCAUGCCAGGCUUACCUGUCUGUCUGUCUCUCUGCCUGUCUGCCUGCCUGUCCGCCUGCCUGCCCUGGCUUUGCCCGAGAGUUUUCGAUCAGCACUCAUUUGCCCGGUCGACGACACAAGAGUUGUACUCAAAUAUGGCAGUCAAGAGCAAGAGUGCGGCUCUCUGUUCGUUCUCGUCCUAUCGAUCACCAUCACCCAAUCGGGCGGCAGUGAGAGUGAGAGAAAGAGAGAGAAAGAGGGAGCGUGCCGUGCAUCAAUGGCUCUGCGUCGGAUCCCCGUCGCCGUCGUCAUGGGUAGGGGCAGGGCAGGCAAGGCAGGGCAGACAGGACAGGGCAGACAGCCUGGAGGGAGGGUCGGAGUUGCCAUCGGAUUGUGGUAGUGGUCCCGCCCCGCCUCUAAAUGCGGCCAAGAAGCCCUGGCGACGACAAGGGCGACUAGGGGCCACGGACUACUACUACUACGACUACUGCUGCUGCCACUUACUAGGGCAAAACACCUCGCUCGACAGACAGGGACAAGGUCAUUCCUCGUCUAAGCCUGCCCGUUUCCCACCCUCAAAGAGGAUAUACAUGACCGGCCUCGAUGACACAUCUGCUCCAUGCAGGCUCGGCGUCUAUGUAUCAAUACUCCAGACUUUUACCGUCACCGUCGCCGUUGUCGCAGGCGCCGUGCAGAGGCCAGUGCCAGCGUGCUUGGACGGAAAUUGA